Messenger RNA from Amphibalanus amphitrite, 2538 nucleotides. Its product is annotated as adenylate kinase isoenzyme 5-like. The record is from RefSeq and is a predicted model, not a curated record. The transcript has 13 exons. Lineage: Eukaryota; Metazoa; Arthropoda; Thecostraca; Balanomorpha; Balanidae. Gene Ontology annotation, cellular component: nucleus; cytoplasm. The coding region runs from base 106 to 1875 and encodes 589 amino acids. Gene Ontology annotation, biological process: UDP biosynthetic process; CDP biosynthetic process. Gene Ontology annotation, molecular function: UMP kinase activity; ATP binding.
GGACGGUGGACGGGUCACACCGCCACUAAGCGGGUCACCACUGCCUGCUCGGCUGGCCGGGCCAUCCACACCGACAAGGUGGCCUGACAGGUCGGCGGCGGCACCAUGGGCAUUUGUCUCGACACCGCCGCCUCGCCCGUGGUCGGGCCCGUGUACCAGCCGCACCUGAAGGGCUACUCGACCACGCGGCUCACCACCCACCUGCCGUACAGGGGCAUCAAGCGGCCGCCGGCCUCCGUCUACAUGCCGCCCGGAGUGCUCGUCUACGUCAUAGGCGGUCCCGGGACGGGGAAGGUGACACUCUCCGAGGCCGUGACGCAGAGGUCGAACGGCAAGCUGGCACACAUCUCCAUGACCAAGGUGCUGAAGGACUACGCCAAACAUUUCGACCUGGAGAGCGGUAGCAUGGUUCCGUCGUCGUCUGCCGUGGAGAUUCUGACUGCCAGGCUGAAGGCCUCGCCGGUCCGGCGGGGGUUUGUGAUAUCCGGCUUCCCGAGGAACAUUGAAGACGCCGUGGAUUGCACGAAAAAGAUAGCACGCCUGGACGGGGUGAUACUUCUCGACCACCAGCCGGAGAGGCUGAAAAUGCUCGUCGACGAUGGGGUUCAGACGGGUGUGCUGACCCCGGAGGCCGGUGAACAGGAGCUGAACGAGUUUCUGACCAACGUCACACCGCUGGCGGACGUCAUGCACAACUACCAGGUGCUCCACAAGAUAAACGUAGCAGAUUUCUCCGUCCAAGACAUAGUCACAGAAAUGGAUAGAAUAAUCUCCAAGCUCAUAGAAAGUGCCUCAACGCUUCAUCCUGAUCAAAAUCAAAACAAUGAUCUCGGCGUCAACAGUCGCGGCUCUCAGCGACCCCGCUCUCGUCUGAGGGUGACCUCACCCGCCCUCACCCCGGGGGUGCGCCGGUCGCCGCCAGUCAUAUUCGUCAUCGGCGGGCCGGGCAGUAACAAGUCGGCGCACUGUGAGCACGUGGCGCCGCUCUACCCCGGCUGGACGCACCUCAGCUGCAGCUGGAUGCUGCGCGACCUGGUCUCCGAGCAGCUGGUGCGCGAUGCGCCCGAGCUGGCAGCUGUCCGACAGCUGCUGGUGGCCGGCGAGCUCCUACCGCAGAGUCUUGUUCUGAGCUGCCUCUCAAACGCGAUGGAGCAGAACUCAUCUUCCAAGGGGUUCAUCAUAUCCGGAUUCCCACGAAGUCUGGAGCAGCUCGAAAUGUUCGAGAUAGAGCACGGGCGACAGUCGGACAUUGUUCUGCUCGACUGCUCCGAGCUGGAGCUGGGACGCACGCUGGGCAGACGGGAGGACCUGGACGACACAGUGGCCGCCUGCCGCCGCCGGCUCGAGCUCUACCGGACCGUCACCCUGCCGGCCGCCAAGGCGCUGGACGACGCCCACCGACUGCUGGUGAUUGACGGUGACUGUGACGAGGUUCAGGUGACGGAUGAGCUGAAACGCUGCAUCUACCUGGAGCUGCAGCAGCUCUCAGGGCACGGGCCGGCCUCGGCGGCUACCUCAGCCAGCCCCCGGCCUAACGCGAGCAGCCCUCAGCCCCACGCGGGCAGUCACUGGCCUGGUGUAGGCAGCCCUCGGCCCGGCGCGGGCAGUCCCACCCACCUAACGCUGGCAGUCAGCGGGCUCACAACCAGACAGACGGCGCUGCAGGUCACGGACACUGGCCGCGGCCGACCCGGAGCGCGCCCGGAGCCGCCGGUGACCUCUCCGGACUCCGGGUCAGACGACUCGGACUCGGCGGAGUCCGGCCGAGGGACAGGUCUGCACAGCCAGACUGUGGGAAUCGGCGCCCUGGCGGACGGACGGAGCGGCCGAGCCCUCACUGAAGUGGACGCCAGCAGCCCCAGGGAGGUCACGUGACCGGACACCAGAGGGCGCCGGCUGCCCGGGAGAGGUCACGUGCCUGCCGCUGCGGAUCUGCAGACGGGGCCACCUGGGGUCUGGUGGGUGGGAGCGGGCUGACAUAUCACCUGACCUGAGGUCGGGGGGGGGGGGGUAGAAAAAUACCCCGAUCGUGAAGUGAGUCGAGUGGACUUUGCAUAUCGAUGGCCGUGUUGCACGGAAGCUGUUCACCAGUACUGAUCUGUGUCCUUUUUGUAUUACCUGAGGUUGUUUCUAUCGUGAUAGGGGCGCUAGUGAUUCGUGAUAAGACAAUGUGAGAUUUCUUAUUCUAAAACCAAAUAUUUGUCACUCUCACCAGUAUUUAUCAUGUAAGUAACAUAGCGAAUGUUCCCUGCUGGAAAUGUAAAUACCUAUUAAUGAGCUGUUUUCUUAAUCUCACAGCUUAACAGCUGAAUCAUUCACUAACAGGACUUCUUUUUUUAGUCUGCAAUGCACGCGCAAACUCCGUCUAUCUGCCGAAUCCCUAUGACCUUACAAGACCAAUAAUUUUAACUGCUUCUUAGGAAAAUACAUAUUUCCCUUUUUACCUAGCCACUAAUAAAAUACGAUGCUUUACCGAAUACUUGUCAGAUCACCCUUUACCUUACUAUGCAAUGCAAAUUUUAAUUACCUAUGCAUUUU